Messenger RNA from Erigeron canadensis, 1188 nucleotides. RefSeq lists its product as uncharacterized. Bases 150 to 941 code for a protein of 263 amino acids. The record is from RefSeq and is a predicted model, not a curated record. Lineage: Eukaryota; Viridiplantae; Streptophyta; Magnoliopsida; Asterales; Asteraceae. The transcript has a single exon.
UGAUUUCCUGAUUGGCCCCCUUAUUUGCUACACUCACCCUUUGCCUCCUCCAUUCCCAUACCUUAAAAUAACACACUAUCCAUUUUUUUUUAAAAUUUUUUAAUUUUUUCGUAUUUCAUUGUAAAAGAUAAUACUAAUCCAUCCUCUUUAUGUCCAACUCACUCACAUUUCACAAAAACAAAAAACCACACUCAAAUAUGAAGAUGAGAAACAAAGGUAAAGUUUACCCUUCCACUUCAUCCACCACCACCACCACCACCACUUCCCAACCGGACGGAGACUAUCUUUCCGUGUUAAACCUUUUACCGGCAGCCAUUCUUAGCUUAGCCGUGGUUCUUUCUCUUGAAGACCGUGAAGUUUUGGCUUAUAUGAUUACUAGGUCUAUUCAAUCCACUAACCCAUCUUAUUUUGAAAACAAGAAAAACAACAACAACAAAAGUACUAUUGUCAACAACAAUAUUAGUCAUAAAUCUCCAUUAUUUGAGUGUGACUGUUUUGAUUGUUACACUAAUUUUUGGUACAAAUGGGAUUCUAGUCCUAACCGUGAGCUUAUCCAUCAAGCCAUUGAAGCUUUUGAAGAAAGCUUGACCAACAAUGAACACUCCAAAAAGAGAACCAAGAAAAAAGAUAAAAUGGCUCAUCGCCGUUUAGCCGGAAAACAUCACUCUCCGGCGGCUGAGAGUAGUCCAAGUGUUGUUGUUCAAGUAUUACAGCAAGAAUAUGAAGUCCUGCCAUUUGAUGAAAAAGUUCAAGAAAUUGUUGAAGAACAAAAUGGGGUUUUGGGUAAUGUGGUGGAGGAGAUGCCGGAGUCGCCGGAGAUGGCGGUGGUUGUGAGACCGGCGGCGGCUGGUCAGAAUAAAGGGCUGGCUAGGAAAGUGUUGCCGGAUGUGAUAGGGUUGUUUAAUUGGCGUUUAUUUAGUCUUUGGAGUCCGAAUGUGUAGUGAGGGAUGAAAUUUUAUUAGUAUUUUUUUUCUAAGAAAACAGAAGAAAUUCUCGAUAUGUGUUAUAUCUAUAUCUAUUUACCUACUGUCUGGUCACUGUACACUAUGGCCUAUUUGAUUAAAAUUGGCAUUGGUUUUUGUUCCUUUUAUUUUUCCCCAACUUUAGGUCUGGCCGGAGGUACCAUUAAUCCGGCAUGAAGAAUGUUUUUCCGGUGAAAUGACAUACACAAAUUUUGGUUGAUAAAAA